CACUCUUUUUUUUUAUUUAUUUAUGAAAUAUAGAAACAAUGUCUUUUGAAGUAGGCCCUAAAACUAUUAACAAUGUACGUCGCCACAAGGAACGAGCAUCGUAUGAUUAUGAAAGUGUUCACCGUGCUUUGGAUGAAGGAUUGUUAGGACAUGUUGGCUUUUGUUUGGAAGAUGAAGAUGGUGAAUCAACUCCAGUGGUCAUUCCUAUGGUAUAUGGACGUAAAGAUAAUUUUUUAUAUCUUCAUGGUUACGUAUCUGGUCGAUUGGUAAAACAUUUGGCUAAAGGUAAAAAAGUGUCAAUGGCGGUGACUGAACUGAAUGGGUUAGUAUUGGCUCUCUCUCCUUUCCAUCAUUCUGUCAAUUAUCGAUCGGUCGUGGUAUUUGGACGUGGUGAGCUGGUGGAAGAACCUGAAGAACGUUUAGAAGCUUUACAAAUCAUUACGGAUCAUAUGGUCAAGGGUCGAUGGGAUCAAUGCAGGGACAGUACCAAGAUUGAACUUCAGACAACGAAGGUCAUCAGGGUGGAAAUCGAAUCGGCAAGUGUCAAAGAAAGUAAUAAUAAAGAACCAAACGAUGAUCCUGCGGAUUAUAAAGAUUUGGCUUUAUGUGAAUCUACUUGGUCUGGUGUGGUAAGUUUUUUUACAAAUACAAUCCAUGGUUGAUUUUUUUAUUGAUCAUUCUGCUUUUUUUAUAUAUAUAUUUAUUUUAGGUACCAAUGAAGCAUAUCUGUUUAGAACCUGUACCUGCAUCUAUCAACAAGCAACCUCUUCCUGAUAAUAUUCGUGAUUUGUGGCAGAAAAAUCAACCUCCAAAAUGAUUUAUAUUUAGUAUUAAAUUAGUUUAUAAUAAUAAAAAAGACGGUUAUAUAUAAUUGAAAAGAA
Halteromyces radiatus is the source of this 881-nucleotide messenger RNA. RefSeq lists its product as uncharacterized. The transcript has a single exon. Lineage: Eukaryota; Fungi; Mucoromycota; Mucoromycetes; Mucorales; Cunninghamellaceae. The coding region runs from base 39 to 662 and encodes 207 amino acids. The record is from RefSeq and is a predicted model, not a curated record.